ACCUCAAAAUUCACAGUAGCCAGAUCCAGCAGAAUUGAGUGACAGGCUCAAACACAAGCUAGAAGAUAGGUGCUUAGUGAGUUAACCAGUGGGAUGUCGCUGGAAGAUAGUUUGAAGAAGAGGGUGGCCAAGUGCCGCAGGGAGUAUGACAUUAUUUACAAGCAGCUACCGGUGCUGCUAGAGAAGAUGGAAAUUCUAUUUCCUACGGGGAAGAAGAUGGAGAGCUCCGAGCCGGAGAACAAAUCCGAAGCAAAGGGGGAGCCGGUCGACCCGCUGCGAGCCAUGACGCCGGCAGAAAUAGGGGAGCGCUACAAGGAUCUGGCGGACACCGUCAAGGGAUUCCUCAAGGAUCUGGACGAGGCCGAGAAGGAGAUCGUCGCAGGCACGAGCCAGGCGGCAACGCCACCUGCUUCAGUGGAAGACCAGUAAUAAUCAAGAGCAGCAGCAGCACAACCGCACAAGGAGAGGGAGGCCUGGAUCUGCAUCAGGAGGAUCAUCAUCCCGUCUAAUAAUAAUUACUCCGUAUUAGUUUCCUUUCGUCAGUCAUGUUUCCCAGUUUGUUAAUCAUCUGGAUGUUGGGUGAUAAUUUAGCUGUUCUGGUGUGUUGUGAUUCCGACCGAGUCGAGCAGGUCGUAGCUAGAGCGUGUGUUCGUCGGCUGUAUGUAUCGCUUUCGAUCCGUGGAAUCGGUCGGAGUACACUGCCUGCUAUAUGGUUGUUUAUGUUUAUGAUUCAGAUUAUCCUUACUGA
Molecule: messenger RNA, 748 nt
Organism: Zea mays
Lineage: Eukaryota; Viridiplantae; Streptophyta; Magnoliopsida; Poales; Poaceae
Source: RefSeq, marked predicted